AUGAAUACUAAAAAUUCCGUAAAAAUCCAUGAGUUUUUGAAGGAUUAUCUUCCUUUGAUUGCCAUUCCUAUCACUAUUUACGGAGCUUACAAAUUAUUUAAUCGCCUGAUUCCUGGAUCCCAUAAUUUACCCAAAAUGGAGUUCAAAGACAAGGUUGUCGUCAUAACUGGAGCUAGCUCCGGUAUUGGAAAAGCGCUUGCUUACGAGUUGUUUGCAAGAGGAGCCAAACUUAUUCUACUGGCAAGAAGCGUUGAAAAACUUUCGCUCAUAAGUGAGGAACUACGUCUGCUAUACCCCAACAAUAAGAAUUAUCCGGCUUUUCAUUAUUUCGAUAUUAACGACCCAGAAAACGGGCCAUGGGACCAGAUUCCAAAAAUUGAUAUUCUCAUCAAUAAUGCUGGAUUGUCGAUGCGAGGCUCCGUUGCUGAUACUCCCAUUGAAGUUCACAGGCAGGUCAUGAAUGUGAACUUUUUCGGACAUGUUGCGGUAACUCGCUUACUUUUGCCGAAAAUCUCGCCAGAUGGAUGCAUAGUGGCAACGAGCAGCGUUCAAGGAAAGGUGGCUUUGCCAUACAGAAGCUCUUACUCAGCCAGUAAGCAUGCUCUUCAGGCUUUCUUUGAUUCAUUGCGAUGUGAACACAAAAAUCUCCAUGUUCUUGUCGUUUCUGCAGGAUACAUCAAUACCGGAUUCGGUUCUCGAGCUCUUGAUGCUGACGGUAAACCUGUCGGAGUUGAGGACCAAAACCAGAAGCAGGGUUAUUCACCGCAGUACGCCGCAGUUCAAAUCCUCAAUGCCAUUCGAGAUCGCAAAUCCGACUUUAUCAUGGCUGCAACGGAUGCUCGCUUCGCAAUUCUUAUGAAGCAUUUUUGGCCAACUCUUGUUAACUACUUGCUCUACAAACGCGGAACUAAGGAUCCAUGGGCACAGAAAAAGAAAGACUAA
Messenger RNA from Caenorhabditis bovis, 942 nucleotides. NCBI's taxonomy places the organism in Eukaryota, Metazoa, Nematoda, Chromadorea, Rhabditida, Rhabditidae. The record is from the annotation of a GenBank genome assembly.